This is a messenger RNA of Carassius gibelio (silver crucian carp), 2517 nucleotides long. Its product is annotated as inositol monophosphatase 3. The coding region runs from base 313 to 1458 and encodes 381 amino acids. Gene Ontology annotation, biological process: phosphatidylinositol phosphate biosynthetic process. Gene Ontology annotation, molecular function: 3'-nucleotidase activity. The record is from RefSeq and is a predicted model, not a curated record. Lineage: Eukaryota; Metazoa; Chordata; Actinopteri; Cypriniformes; Cyprinidae. The transcript is spliced from 6 exons. Gene Ontology annotation, cellular component: endomembrane system.
AGUAUAACGUAGUGUUAGUUCAGCCUUGGUUGACACGACGGUGGACGUGGAAUGCAUACAGUAUUACUCGCUGUCACAUACAUCUGUCACUGUGAGAAAGCAGAUAUUUGUACUAAGACUAGGGAAUAUACUACAAACCAACGAAGGAAGUUUUCGCAUGACCUAAUCUGGAUUUCACCAGUGAAGGAAAUAAAUAACACUUGAUUUAGUAGCGUUAAAAUUACGUGCAAAUGAUCACCAAAGAGGCACACGUAUAGUUUAGCUGUUGCCGUUCUCGUGUUCAUCGGUUUUGUUCACACGUCCGCCUUUGUUAUGGCUCCGAUGGGCAUCCGGUUGUCCCCGCUCGGCAUAGCCGUGUUCUGCUUACUAGGAGUCGGCGUGAUCUAUCACCUUUACGCGGGAGUUUUAUCUAGUAGAAUCGCCUCGUUCAGACAGAAGAGGACUGUGGAUCUGAGAGAGCUGCUCGCGCUGUCCAUGGAGGCUGCGGUGCAGGGCGGACGGGAGGUGAAGAGGAUCAGGGAGGACAACACGCUAGAGGAAAAGUCAAAGGGCAAAACAAAAGAAGGGGCCAGUGAAAAGCUCACGCUGGGUGAUCUGAACUCCCACCGCAAGAUGUUCUACCUGAUCAAGAACACCUACCCUGAAAUACAGGCUGUGGAUGUCAUGCAUCGGGUGGGGAGGAAGGAGGUCAGUCGUCCCAGAGAUGUGAUCAUUGUCUUCGCCUGCAAGAUGGUCCGAGAUGAAAUGUGGAAAAGAACCAAGACGUCUUUGGUGAACUCAGAAGAACAGGCUAAUGCCGAGGGUGAGGCCACUGUGUGGACACACAUCAUCCCUGAAGAAAUUCUGGCAAAGAUCUCAGGAGGGAAGGAAGUUCCUGCAGAAAGUAUCACAGUGUGGAUUGAUCCACUGGACGCCACUCAGGAAUACACAGAAAAUCUCCAGAAGUAUGUCACCACAAUGGUGUGUGUGGCUGUGGACGGGGAUCCUGUUAUAGGUGUGAUUCACAAACCCUUCACUGGGUACACAGCAUGGGGUUUUGUUGGAGAGGGAUCCAAUGUGGUACCUCGUGCUUCCUACAACACAAACUUUCCUAAGGUGAUCGUUUCACGCUCACACUCGGGCAAGGUGAAGAGCUUCGUUCAAGUGGCCUUUGGCAACAAUACAGAAAUUAUACCAGCAGGGGGUGCAGGAUAUAAGGUACUAGCUCUUCUAGACCCCACUGAUGAGGAACAAGAUACGGCCGAUAUUUACAUCCAUGUGACGUACAUCAAAAAAUGGGAUAUCUGUGCGGGUGAUGCCAUCUUGAGGUCUCUUGGUGGUGAAAUGACGACUCUCAAAGGAGAGCAGAUUGAUUACUCUGGGACAGAGGAAAAUAAGGGCGGCCUGCUGGCAAGCAUUAAAACUGACCAUGAGGCAUUGGUGAAAAGACUUCCACCAUGGGAGGAGAACAAACAAUAAUAAAUCAUUGCCCUACCCUGUCCCUAACACUCUCAUUUUCUUCAGUAACACACAGUUGUGUAGACAUGAGGAAAUAAAGAAAAACUUGCGACUGAUCCAACAUAAGUGAAAUGUGUAAUUAUACCUGUAUGAGUCUGAAACCUGUUACAGGUUAUAAACAAAGCAAGUGUGCCUUUGAAACGGUUCAUUAGCUAUGUAUUUUGUGACACAUUUAUAGAAUAUUUAAGUGGAAAUUAAGUAAAAAGUGCAGCAUCAAAUCAUGAGGUCACCUUUAUUUUAAUCAUUAAAGAGCAGGUCAUAUCAGAGGUGUUAAUUUUGUCUUAACAGUGUGGGGAGGGGGGUUUUAAAGGGGACUCAAAUAAUACAGGUACUACUAUUAGUGUAGCAACCCCACCCAACUGCUACUAAAAACUAGCCCAAUCACAUUUCGAGGGGGGUUUCCCUGUAAAAAUUGUGUUCCAGGGGGAAAAUACAUGGUUUUCGGUGUGGUUCCUCCGGUAAAAUUCACAUUCCACAUGCUAAAUAUCUUUACGUGAUGUGACAGCAGUUUUAUUACAAUAAUUUUAUUUUAUUUGAGGUGUAAAUAGACAUAAUGUAAACACACUAACUAGCGGAAGUGUUUGUGGGCAGGUCAGAGUGUUCGUAUUUCACGGGCAGGCAGAGAUUAUGCAAAUGUAUAAAAAAAAUUUACAUUGAAAGAUAGCUACGUUUGUAAAUAUUUCAAAAAACCCAUAUGGACCUUCUCUUUAAUAUAUUUAGGUGAACCAGUAGCUUUAUUUUAUUUAAUUUCAUGUUUGUUUUUUGAGAGUGUUGUUUCCUAAAUUGCUGGUUUAAAUGGUUUUGGGUGAAGAUUUAACUGUGAAUCCAGAGAUAACUUGAAUGACAUCACUGUGCAUAGCACUGUUUCUCAUAAAUAACUCACUGUUCCCCUUGGUGACGUGUUUUCAGUUCUGUGUAUCAGAUCUCAAUUUGUACUGUUAUACCCUGAUACCUGAAUUGCUGUAUGAUUAGACUACAUAGGUUUAAGCACCACAUGCAAAUAAAAAUGUUAAGAUCAAA